AUGCCAGACGAACCAGAACCCGUUUCUUUAUGGCGCUAUCCCCGCAAUUUCCUCAAAUUCUGUCAGGCGCAGUGGUUCUUCAUCGGCCUAGCGGUAUUAAUCGCCCUUGCACAUUCUUACCCCAAUUUUGCGCGCCUGGGUGGGCUUCUCAAGUCCCAGUAUACCAUCUCAUAUGGAGCCGUGGCGAUAAUCUUUCUCAUCUCGGGAAUGUCUUCUUCCACGCGUGACUUGAUGAAGAACAUUGGCCACUGGCGCGCGCACCUCACGGUUGCCACGAUGUCGUUUAUCAUCACAUCGGCGAUUAUAUACGGCAUAUGCACGGGCAUAGCGCGCGCACAAAACAAGGGCAUUGACGAGUGGAUGUUGGUAGGGCUCAUUGUGACGGCUACGUGUCCCACCACGGUAGCACUGAACGUGGUGAUGACGCAGCAGGCACACGGAAAUGUCGUGCUCACGCUCUGUGAGGUGUUCAUUGGCAAUCUUUUGGGCGCCUUUAUCUCUCCGGCCUUAGUCCAGAUGUACACUCUCGGAAUGUGGGCGUUUGCAAACCCCGCGGCCGACAGCUCCGUGGGUGAUUUGUACCGCCAGGUGAUGAAGCAGUUGGGACUUUCAGUGUUUGUGCCGAUAUUUGUUGGCCAGGUUGUCCAAAAUGUAUUCCCCCGGCAGACUAAAUGGUGUGUAUCCACGCUUAAGUUAAACAAAGUGGGCUCGUUUAUGUUGUUGUUGAUCAUGUAUGCAUCGUUUUCCACGGCUUUCUACCAGAAUGCUUUCACCUCCGUCCCCACCGCCUCCAUUAUCUUUAUUGUGUUCUUCAAUAUCGGUAUUUACGUGUUUUUCACCAUUCUCUGCUACUUUUACAGCCGGCCCUUAUUUCUUUUGUGGCUCUUUCCCACCGCUCCGACGUCUGACUCGUCCAAAACCUACUCCGUGUGCUAUAAGAUCUUCCGCCCGUUCUACUAUAACAGAAAGGAUACCGUCUCAGUGAUGCUCUGCGGUGCCGCCAAAACCGCGGCCUUGGGGGUUUCCUUGGUCACGUCGCAGUAUGGCUCGCACAACGAGCACUUGGGACAGCUCCUUGUGCCUCUCGUGUUGUACCAAUCGGAGCAGGUAAUGACUGCACAGGUUUUGACCCAUUUCAUGAAGAAGUGGGUGCAUGCUGAAGAAGCCAAGACCAGUGAUGAGGAAACUGCUGUAGAAGCAAAGGCUAGUGAUGGGGAAACUGUGGACGCGUCAGACAGCGUGUCUAAUGGGGUGCGGCCUGGGACAAAUCUCACACCGGAAUCAUAA
This is a messenger RNA of Babjeviella inositovora NRRL Y-12698, 1287 nucleotides long. It is a transcript of the gene RCH1, whose product is annotated as Rch1p. Gene Ontology annotation, cellular component: plasma membrane. Lineage: Eukaryota; Fungi; Ascomycota; Pichiomycetes; Serinales. The transcript has a single exon. Bases 1 to 1287 code for a protein of 428 amino acids. The record is from RefSeq and is a predicted model, not a curated record.